UCCGCGUCCGAGCCCGCCCGCGUGCUCAGAGCCUGGCGCCGGCGGCUCAGCUCCGCGCCCGCUCCCCGCUGCCACCGGCCGCUCCUUCCCCGUUUGUCCAUGUCCCUGCCUGUGGUGCUCCCGGGCUCCUGCUGCCCGGUGGCCGGGCUCUCCGGCGGACCGCAGGCCGGGGGCCCGGGCGCCGCGGCCGCCGCCGCCCAGGAGCCGCCGCUGCCCCCACUACGGCCGCGCUGGCCCCGGGCUGCGCUGCAGCCCCCGGCGCGGCCUCGCUGCGGGGCUACCGCGGCCGGGGUGCUGGCCGCGCCGCCUGCACUCUCUUCCCGCCGGGCCGCCGCCGCGGCCGGGGCUCCGGGCUCCGCGCUGCUGCCCGCUCGCCUGCUGUUGUCGCUCGGUCUGCUGCAGCUGAUCCUGGGCUGCUGCAUGGUGGCACUCAGCUUUGGGGCACUGUCGCUGAGCAGCUCCCCGCAGGUGAAGAACUCGUGCCCGUUCUGGGCCGGCUCCUCGGUGAUACUCUCUGGAAUCAUAGGAUUAACAACAUGGAAGCGACCUAUGAUACUCCUGGUGAAUCUCUUUGUACUGCUGUCUGUGGUGUGUGUCCUCCUGAAUUUAGCCGGAUUUAUUCUUGGCUGCCAGGGUGCUCAGUUUGUGUCCAGUGUGCCCAGGUGUGAUCUGGUGGACUUAGGUGAAGGCAAGAUUUGCUUCUGUUGUGAAGAAUUUCAACCAGCCAAAUGCACAGACAAAGAAAAUGCCUUGAAACUCUUCCCGGUUCAGCCUUGUAGUGCUGUUCACCUUCUCCUCAAGAAAGUCCUUUUCACCCUGUGUGCCUUGAAUGCCCUGACCACCACUGUCUGCUUGGUGGCAGCCGCCCUUCGCUACCUCCAGAUCUUUGCAGCCAGAAGAUCCUGCAUCGAUGAAUCCCAGAUUCCUGUGGAAGAAGUGGAGGAACACAGACGCGUCCCAGACCCUGAUGACUUCGUGCCGCCAGUGCCUCCCCCUUCCUAUUUUGCCACGUUUUACUCGUGCACACCCCGGAUGAACCGCAGGAUGGUUGGCCCUGAUGUUAUUCCCCUGCCACAUAUCUAUGGAGCACGAAUCAAAGGAGUGGAAGUGUUCUGUCCUCUGGACCCCCCACCUCCCUAUGAAGCUGUGGUGAGCCAGACAGACCAGCAGCAGGGAUCUUCAUUCCAAAUGCCAGAAGGAUCAGAAGUUGCCACCAGCCCAUUGGAACCAAUCUGCAUGCCAGGGAUUCAAGGUGGGGAUAUUCCUACCACACCUGGAGAAGAAAGCGCAUCCAUACCAACUCCCAACACAAACCAGCUGUGUCCGGCGAGGAGCUGGAGAGCCCUCCGACCCCUGAGAACAAGAUCCAAGAGUGAUCCUGUGCUCCAUCAUUCUGCUGAGAGAGCCGUCCCUGUGCUCAGCUGUGAGGCUGCGACUCAGACUGAGGGAAGGCUGGACUUGGCUGCAGUGACCUUGAGGAGAAGGUUGAGGUCCCGAGCUUCAAGAUGCAGACCGAGGUCUUUGAUAGAUUACAAGUCUUACAUGGACACCAAGCUGCUGGUGGCGAGGUUCCUGGAGCAGUCCUCCUGCACCAUGACCCCGGACAUCCAUGAACUUGUAGAAAACAUCAAAUCUGUUCUGAAGUCUGAUGAGGAGCACAUGGAGGAAGCUAUCACGAGUGCCAGUUUUCUAGAACAGAUCAUGGCUCCGAUGCAGCCCAGCACUUCCAGGGCCCUGGUGCUGCCCUCGCGGAAACAGCCUGGCCUGCUGCACCUGCGGAGCUGCGGAGAUCUGAGCACCUUCGUCCCCGCCGGGAGGCCCCCGGCGGAGAGGAGGCCCCGGCGAGCCGAGGCCGAGAGGCCGCACAGCCUCAUCGGCGUCAUCCGAGAGACUGUCCUGUGAGGCUGCAGGGCCGGGGCUCCUGAGGAGCAGGAAGACAGGUGGGCCCUGGAAGGCAGGGAGCCUCUUGAGGGGAUGGGUUCCCUGUCUGUUUCCUGACUGGGAGUUAGGGUGCCCUUCCAGCUUCUCCUCAGAAAGAGGGGGCACUCCGGAGAACAUUUAUUCCUGCUCCUGGGCUCCCGGGUUUUCUUUUCUGCUGGCUGCAGGCCCUUGAUGGGGGAAUGACAAGUUCUUCUGGGCCAUUUAUCUUUUGGAUACAAGUGGGAGACUGUGAAUGAAGCCCAAAGCUCCUCUGCCUGGGUCCGCCCUGCUGUGGGCAGAAGUGGCUCAGGAUUCGGUGCCUGCUGCACCCCUCACGAUUCUUUUCUGCACUGAGCUCUUGCCUUCUCUGGAAGGGCAGAUGUGCUGGCUCUAUGUAUUUGCUGCCAAGUGAGAGUGGAACUGGCCCAGAAGCAGGGUGAUGGACCCCGAUAUUCUGUGAUCAUCAAGCCUCGUGUUAGAUCACUUUCAAAUCACAUUUUCUUACGGAAAACAGGAAACUUGUUUGGUGACAAAUUUUGAUGAAAGAAAUUUGGGAGAGAAUUCUUGUUGAUUCCAUUUAUUCAUGCUUGUAAAACUAGAGAUAGCUAAGGCAGAACUGAGAAUAAAAAUGUUUACCUUGGA
Messenger RNA from Capra hircus (goat), 2562 nucleotides. It is a transcript of the gene ENTREP1, whose product is annotated as family with sequence similarity 189 member A2. The record is from RefSeq and is a predicted model, not a curated record. Lineage: Eukaryota; Metazoa; Chordata; Mammalia; Artiodactyla; Bovidae. The transcript has 11 exons. Gene Ontology annotation, cellular component: membrane. Bases 100 to 1902 code for a protein of 600 amino acids.